UUAUGUAUUGAAUUCAUUUGAAUAAAACGCCUCCCCAUAUUUACCAGCCCUACAGGAAGCUGGAGAAAAACAGCCGUGGUGCUUUUAUUCUGAAGAGCCAACCGGAAGCGGCUCUGGUUUCUUGCCGGUUCGUUCAGCGGCGCGUUGUCGCCACUCACCGCGGAUCGAGCACCGCGAGCCCGCAGCGGAGCGGCUGCUGCCGGACUGUUCACCUGGUCGCUCGGCUUUUCUCGGAAACACUCGAGUUCGUUUGAAGAACUCGUAAAAAUCCGGUUCGGAUCCAGAAACCCGGAAGAGCUUGCGGCCAUGGAGGGCGACUGCCUGAGCUGCAUCAAAUAUCUCAUGUUCGUCUUCAACUUCUUCAUCUUCCUGGGCGGCUCCAUCCUGCUGGCCGUGGGCGUCUGGGUGUCGGUCGACCCGCUGGGCUUCAGGGAGGCCGUGGCGGUGAGCCCCCUGCUGGUCACCGGCGUCUCCGUGGUUCUGGUUCUGGGCGCGCUGCUGUUCCUGCUGGGCUUCCUGGGAUGCUGCGGCGCCGUCCGAGAGAACCGCUGUCUGCUGCUGCUGUUCUUCAUGCUCAUCCUCUUCAUCUUCCUGGGGGAGCUGGCGGCGGCCAUCUUGGCCUUCCUCUUUAGGGAGAACUUAACCAGAGAAUACUUCAGCCGGGAACUGAAACGCCACUACCAGGGCCAGAACAACAGCGACGUCUUUACGUCCACCUGGAACGUCAUCAUGACCACGCUGGACUGCUGCGGCGCCAGCGGCCCCGAUGACUUCCAGCAGAGCCUGUUCCGGCUGCUCCACCCCAACCAGCUGCUUCCUGAGGCCUGUUGCCAGGGUGACGGCCACCUGAGCGAAGGCGGCGUAGAGCAGUGCGUCAGCGGCGGCGUGGCGUUCCGGCACAGCAAGGGCUGCUACUCGGCCUUGGUGGAAUACUUUGAGACGUACAUCUACGCUGCAGGAGCGCUGACCAUCGGCGUGCUGACCAUCGAACUCUUUGCCAUGGGCUUCGCCUUGUGUCUGUUCAGAGGCAUCCAGUAGACUCUUCAUCCUCUUCCUCCUCUUCAUCCUCUUCCUCCUCCUCCUCUUCCUGCUCUGAAUGUUUUUCUGCUUUUGGUCUCAAUGUUGUCUAAAUGAGUUUGAUUCAGUUCGGGUUUGAAGGCAAACAGCAAUAAUUUGGUUUUUUAAUCUGUCAUGAAACAAAACAGUGAGAAUCUUUUUCCAAAGUCAUAAUUUCACCAUAUUUUAAUUUAUUCAUAAAGUUACAGUUUAAAACUAAAUAUUUAGUUUGAGGCUUACUUCUAACUGAUCGCUUAGCUUUCUAACUAAAUAUUUAUUUUGAAACUGUGACACCUAUAUUUAUUUAGCAAGCAACAUGUUUAGUUUACAAGCUAAAUAUUUACAUUUAGUUUGAAACUAAACUGAACUUUUAGCUUUAAUCUGAAUGUUGCCAUUGGAACUUAAUAUUUAGCUCAAAACUAAAUAAUUAGCAUGAAACUGAAACAUUCAUAAAGUAUUGAACAACAUGGUGAAAAUAAGAAAUAAACUUCCAUUUUUUCUCCAUCCAUCCAUUUUCUGUUCACCCUAAUGGGCUCAGGAGGGUUGCUGGUUCCUCUCCAGCUACGUUCCAGGCGAGAGGCGGGGUCACAGGGUCACCUGGACAGGUCACCAGUCUGUCACAGGGCAACACAGAGACACACAAGACACACAAGACAAACAACCUUUCACACACACACUCAAACCUGACAGUCAUGUUUCUGGACUGUGGGAGGAACCCGGAGAACCCGGAGAGAACCCACCAUGCACAGGGAGAACAUGCAAACUCCAUGCAGAAAGACCCCGGGCCGGGAAUCGAACCCAGGACCUUCUUGCUGCAAGGCAACAGCUCUACCCACUGCACCACUGUGCAGCCCCCCAUUUUUUCCUCUGAUGACCUAAAUUAUUGCUGUUGGUUUUUGGAUGUGUAACUUUACAAACUGUAUCAUGUAUGUAUUAAUAUCUCAGAGAAGAGAAACAUAUUUAUCAGAGUUUUGACUGAAAUCCGUCAUAAACUCAUAGUUUCAGGUUUUGAUUCAGUUUCUGCGCAUCCCUCGGGUGGGAAGCAGCGCCCCUAGUGGCGGGAGGCAGAUUGUCUCUUUGUUUCUACCAGUUUGUAAAUAAAUGAUCGUGUUGCUUUGAGUAAACAAGUGAUUCAUGUUUGAGUUAUUGAUCUGUGAUCAGAUGAUUUCCUCUGUAAUGUUUCAGUGAUUAAUGUUCAAUAAAUUCAUUUUUCUGCUUUUAUGAAA
Gambusia affinis (western mosquitofish) is the source of this 2282-nucleotide messenger RNA. Its product is annotated as tetraspanin-18-like. Gene Ontology annotation, cellular component: membrane. NCBI's taxonomy places the organism in Eukaryota, Metazoa, Chordata, Actinopteri, Cyprinodontiformes, Poeciliidae. The coding region runs from base 307 to 1038 and encodes 243 amino acids. The transcript has 8 exons. The record is from RefSeq and is a predicted model, not a curated record.